AUGACAAUCAAAUUACCGCCCAAAACGAAUUGGCACUUCCCCUCCUCCCUCCUCCACGACCUCAACCCCAUCCCAGCCUUCAUCCUCUCGCCCUCAACCAAAGCCGAAAUCCUAGCUUGCGCGUUCGAAUACGCUCGAAGCGUCAUACCUUCUUAUACGAAUUGGCGACGAUACUUGGCUUUCAUGCGAAUUAUCAUUAUUGGGACGAUUGCGGAGUUCAAAGGGGAGAUGUUUGAUUUAUCAUCCUACGAGAAAGACAAUGGGGGAAGAAUUCUAUAUGGGUCGUAUGAUCUGGAUGAAGUUUUGACAGAGUUGUUCGGAGAGGGAGAAAGAGCAGAGGAAAUGGCAAGGGAGUAUAAGACUUUCUUGGUUGUUACCAGCGAUAAAACCCGCUCCCCCACAACCACAAGGAACGCCAACUACAAUGACCGAAGAACCCGCUUCUUCACCACUUACCGCUCCGCUCUUCCAGUCUCCCCAUCCAACUGGUUUCGUCUCCGAGACUGCGAUGCAUUAUGUCGUUUCACCGUCGCAGCCGCACUACGUUGCAAUGAUUUCGAAAUCGACGGAGAGAUGGCUUUUUGGUUCAGCGAAGAACAAUGGAGAAUUUUGGCGGAGAUCGGAGUUCUAAUGUAUGAUUCUGUGGCAUUCUAUAAACAUCGGGCGGAAGGAGAGACGAACAAUACGUUUGCGUAUUUGGACGCAGAGUUGAGGGGGGAGGUGUUUCGGGUUGCGAGGGAGGGGUUGUGGGGUGUUGAUCAGACAUUCACAACCCCGGUGGCUCCAAUGGGGACGGAGGAUGGUCUGGAAAGGAUGCAAGGGGAGAAGGAGAAAGUGAGGGCUUGGAUGGUGGUUUGCAAUAUGUUGAGAUUCUUCGGUGGACCGAUUCAUGUUACGAUGAGGAGGUAUAGGUUUGUGGAGGAGGGGUUGAGGAUUGGGAGGGAGGAGGAUGAGGCUGUGAGGUGGUUGGCGAGGAAGAAUGAGAAGUUGUGGUGGAGGAGGAAAGAAGAGGGGACAGCUGGAGGUAGGACAGGUUAUGAAGAAGUCGAUGCUGAGAUGGAGGAGGGGAGAGAGAGGUUUCAGAAGUACGUGGAGAAGAAGAAUGAGUUGUUCUUCGAUGGGUUCGCGGAGAUGAUGGAAGAGGGAAGGAAUAGAGACGACGAUGUGGCGGGGUGUUGUGUUGGAGAGGGUGGCGAGACUGCCAGGCAUGUUUUUGGAGCUCGCAUUCUAAGCGAGGCAGAGAGAGAGGUGUGGAGGCAGUAUGCUCUUGGCUUCAACGAUCGGUUGAAACGGGCAUUCCCUGAGGUCGACUUGGACCCAGCACUUCCAUUGUGA
Messenger RNA from Cercospora beticola, 1335 nucleotides. RefSeq lists its product as uncharacterized. NCBI's taxonomy places the organism in Eukaryota, Fungi, Ascomycota, Dothideomycetes, Mycosphaerellales, Mycosphaerellaceae. The record is from RefSeq and is a predicted model, not a curated record.